Alternaria atra is the source of this 342-nucleotide messenger RNA. RefSeq lists its product as uncharacterized. NCBI's taxonomy places the organism in Eukaryota, Fungi, Ascomycota, Dothideomycetes, Pleosporales, Pleosporaceae. The transcript has a single exon. The record is from RefSeq and is a predicted model, not a curated record. Bases 1 to 342 code for a protein of 113 amino acids.
AUGGCUUCUACCAAGACAGCUACUUCUCCAUUUACUUCUUCCUUCUCGACAGCUCAGCGUAUCCCAACGAACACCUUCGAUACGAUUCUCCCACCUACCAAGAUGUCCACAUGGGAACAAGAAGACGCAAAGAUGAAGCCAAAGCGUUCUUCCAAGGAGAUUGCGGCCAAGGCAAAGUCCAAAGUUGGGCACACCAUGAAGAGUGCAUGGACCAAGGCCGAGGAGUUGAAGAAGGUGGUGGACAAGAACAAGACGAAGGGGGAGACCGACAAAGAGAUUAGAAAGGCUGAUAAGGCUAAUCAGAAGGCCAUCAAGGAUCAGCGCAAACUUGACAGAAGGUGA